Molecule: messenger RNA, 516 nt
Organism: Daldinia vernicosa
Lineage: Eukaryota; Fungi; Ascomycota; Sordariomycetes; Xylariales; Hypoxylaceae
Exons: 1
Coding region: 10-393 (127 amino acids)
Source: RefSeq, a predicted model, not a curated record
GGUUAUUAUAUGACAGAAUAUUCUAUUCUCCGAAAAGGACCAGGGAGCCAACCUAAAUCCACGGGCUGUGCCGUAUAUACUAACAUUCUGGGAGAGUUUACUGCGCGUGAGUUGCGGUACGAUAGUGAUUCCCUUCUCGCUCUGGUAGGCGUCUUAAACUACCUGCGGAGGACCGACGCAUGCCUUAAGCACGUCUGGGGCAUCCCCUGGGAUCUUAACGAGAAGUAUAAUAGUGACCUUCGGGGCGGUUCCAUGUUGGCGUGCGACAUUUUCGCUACGGGACUCUGUUGGAGCCACGUCCGGGACUGUUGGGAUGACUCGGUGAAGCCUAGACGAAAGUCCGCGUUCCCUAGCCACAUAACUCCUACUUCCGUGCCCCCGUCCUGGACUUGAUCUGGGUGGGCUGGCCAGGUGGAAUGGAGAGGUCGCAGACCCAAUGGUGUAGACACACCCUAUAGCGUAGGGAUUAUCAGGUCCGUGAUACCAGAGCGUCGCUUUUAUCGACAGGACCAACAU